Monodelphis domestica (gray short-tailed opossum) is the source of this 6702-nucleotide messenger RNA. It is a transcript of the gene RFT1, whose product is annotated as RFT1 glycolipid translocator homolog. NCBI's taxonomy places the organism in Eukaryota, Metazoa, Chordata, Mammalia, Didelphimorphia, Didelphidae. The record is from RefSeq and is a predicted model, not a curated record. Gene Ontology annotation, biological process: glycolipid translocation; dolichol-linked oligosaccharide biosynthetic process. Gene Ontology annotation, cellular component: endoplasmic reticulum membrane.
AUCUCCGUGCGACGGAGGAAAGGCGGGGGCGCGGGCAGUGCACGGCGUUUCCUGGUAACUGCCGGCGCGGGACCGCGGAGGGGAUGCGCGGCCCGGAGUUGUUGAGAGGCCGGGAGCCUCGCGAUGGGCACGAGGUGCUGGGGCAGGCGGCCCGGCUCGCCUCCUCGGGGCUCCUGCUGCAGGCAUUGUUUCGUUUGAUUACCUUUGGUUUGAAUGCAUUUAUACUCCGAUUUCUUUCAAAGGAAAUAAUUGGAAUAGUAAAUGUAAGGUUAACAUUGCUUUACUCAACUAUCAUCUUCUUAGCAAGAGAGGCAUUCCGUAGGGCAUGUCUCAGUGGGAGGACAGAUCGAAAUUGGACCCAAACAAUCAACCUCUUAUGGCUAACAGUUCCCUUGGGUUUAUUUUGGUCUUUGUUCCUGGGUUGGGUCUGGUUCCAGAUCCUUGAAGUGCCUGAUCCUAAUGUAGUACCCAAUUAUGGAGUUGGAGUGGCAGCAUUUGGUCUUUCUGCAGUGAUUGAACUCUUAGGAGAACCUUUCUGGGUCUUAGCACAAGCAUAUAUGUUGGUCAGGCUUAAGGUGAUUGCUGAAAGUCUGUCAGUGAUUCUCAAAUGUAUUUUGACAGCUGUUUUAGUCGUGUGGUUUCCUCACUGGGGACUUUACAUCUUUUCUUUGGCCCAGCUUUUGUAUACCACUGUUUUGGUGUUCUGUUACAUCAUACAUUUCAUGAAAUUAUUGGGUUCCCGUGAACCAACCAAGAAGUCUCUUCCAAUCUCCGGAAUGACAGAUCUCUUACCUCACAUCACAGUAAAUGGGAAUUUUGUCAAUUGGAAUGAGGCUAAAUUAACAUGGAGUUUCUUCCAACAAUCCUUUCUGAAACAGAUUUUGACAGAAGGUGAACGGUAUAUGAUGACAUUUUUGAAUGUGUUAAAUUUUGGAGACCAAGGUGUUUAUGACAUAGUGAAUAACCUAGGCUCACUUGUAGCCAGAUUGGUUUUCCUGCCAAUAGAAGAGAGUUUUUACAUAUUCUUUGCUAAAAUGCUGGAGAGGGGUAAGAGUGUCAAGCUUCAAAAACAGGAGGAUAUCGCCAUGGCAGCAACAGUUUUAGAGUCCCUGCUGAAGUUUGUCCUUCUGAUUGGCUUGACAAUAACUGUUUUUGGCUAUUCCUAUUCUCAGUUGGCUUUAGAUAUUUAUGGAGGGUCCAUGCUUAGUUCUGGCUCAGGUCCUGUUCUCCUCAGAUGCUAUUGUUUAUAUGUCCUCCUACUUGCUGUAAAUGGCAUAACUGAAUGUUUCACAUUUGCUUCUAUGAGCAAAGAGCAAGUAGACAGGUACAAUUUUAUCAUGCUGGCCCUGUCAUUCACAUUUUUGUUGUCUUCCUAUUUCCUGACCAAGUGGCAAGGCAGUGUGGGCUUCAUCUUUGCCAAUUGUUUUAACAUGGGAAUUCGAAUUGCACAAAGCCUACACUAUAUCUACAGGUACUAUAGAGAGAGUCCUCACAGGCCACUGGCAGGCUUGCUUCCAUCACCAUUUCUAAUUGUGGUGUAUGUGGUCAGUGGAGUGGUUACUGGUAUUUCAGAGGUGUUUCUGUGCUGUGAGAGAGGCUGGCUGGCCAGGCUUCUGCACAUCAUGGUAGGGGCUUUGUGUUUGGGAGCUACCCUUGUGACUGUGUUCUUCACAGAGACCAAGCUUAUCUUCUUUAUUCGAACUCAGUUCCUACCCAGAUAUACCAAGAAAAAAACAUGAACACAUUGGAGGACCAGUUCCUAUAUUUAGUUCUGCAGGCCUGUCAGAAUGGUUUGUGGUACAAAGGCUCAUUUCCUGUUUAAAGGAAGAAAGUCAUUAAGUAAGAAUCCACUGAAGUUCUGCUAUUAAUAAAACCAUAAGUUUAUAAGAAACUAGAAAAUUAGAACCUAUUGAGAAAUAAUAGAUGUAAUAUUUGGUUUGUUUUCAAAUCCAUUUGGAGUUUUAAUAUUAAGGAAAGAUAAUUUUUGAAUGCAGAUCAGAAUAAUCGCAUUUUCAAUUGUUCUUUCAUUAUUUUGUACUAAUUUGUGAUUUUUUUCCUCUGUUGAUUGCUUUUUUGUCUGAUCUAGCUUAAUAGUCAAAUGUAUAAUGUCUAGUUUCCUUAGUGUUUAGUAAAUAUAGGGCCCCCCAAAAGAGCUCUGAUCACUUAAUUGUUCUUAAAAACAUUUCAUUCAUUUCUGCAAAGAAGGAAAUGCAGUUUUGCUUGAAAAACAAAUACCAAGAAAGAUACUAGAGUGGUGCUUUUACUGAAUUUAGCCAACAGUCGUCUUUUCUUUUAGAGAAGAACAAAUGUCAUUCAUCCCACAAGCCAGAAAAAGGAAACAUGUAGUCUUUCUGAGAAGUAUGUUUCUAAGAAGCCUGACUUAUUAGAAAAUAAAGAGAAAUUCCAGAAAGUAAAGUGUGGAAUUCAAAGUGGAAAAAGCAAGGCAUUUACUUUAAUUAAUUAUAAACAACUAACCAUCCUAAAAAACAUGGGAUUUAAAAAUGUGAUCACCACAAAUGAGUUACCUUUGAUUCUUUAGGAAAAUGUUGCCUUUGUAGCUGACCUUCACUUUUUAUAGGACAUGGUGUAAGAGUUAAAAUUUAGGCUGAAACUGAGGCAGGUAGAAAUUAGUUUCUCUCUGCAAGGAGUAUUAUAUUUUUAGAGGUUUAUUGAAGAUUAAACUAUAAAGAAAAUACAAGUAAGAAAGGCACAUGUCUAGGCCCAGAGAGCCUAUUCACAACCACUCACAUGUUGCCUGCUAAGUGGAGAGCCAGUGCGAUUACAAAGCAUUCUGGGGAAGUGGAGCAAGGACUUCUGGGGAUUGAAGUCCUGGAUUCAAGUCUCCAUUUUUGCAUAUCUCCGUUUGAUCCUCUGGGAAGAAGGACUUCCCCAAGGGAUCAUAAAAACAUAAUCAAUUUAAAGAUUACAAUAAUUUGAGGAUAAGAGAAGGAAAAAAGAACAAAACCAAUAAUUGCUGGACACAUUGACAAAAAGCCAGUUAGGGGGCAGUCCCCUUUGGCAUGAAAGUAUACAUACAAAUAAAUGUUCAAUCAACCACACCCAAAGUUCAUUUUUGUGCAGCUUGUGGUCUGGAGGCUUCUUCAUGGUGGCUUCUCCAACAGUUCAGUUUCUGGAUUCAGAGAGGUAUCAUCUUUCUUUACCUAAAAUUCUUCUAAAAAGGAAUUUAAACUUUGCAAUUUAAAUAAUAAUAUUUUUUUACAUUCCCCCGUUAAGAGGGUUAUUGAAGAAUACAGGAUCACUUAGGGAUACAUGGCUGAGGUAUGAGGUAUAUGAAUCAAUUGGCAAGAGAAAUUAAAAAGAUAUCAGGAAAAUCCAAAUAAAAAAGAAAAACCUCUGGAUGAAAAUAUAGACUAUCAAAGUCUUAUGUGCAAAAAUUCUAAGUAAAGGAAAAAUAAAUCUAUAACAGGUCCUUGAAUCAGGGCCCAUGGAGAAUUCAGUGCGAUUACAAAGCAUUCUGGGGAAGUGGAGCAAGGACUUCUGGGGAUUGAAGUCCUGGAUUCAAGUCUCCAUUUUUACAAUGGGGAUGAUAUAGAAAAGCAACUCUCAUUAACAUAUUUCUUUUCCAUGUUUCUCCCAACUUAGGAAACAAAAAGGUUUUAAUAUUGUUGUAACAAGUCAGUAAUCAAAUAUCUGUGAUUUUUGAUGAUAUGAAAAUCCCUCCACUGAUGCAAAUUUCAGCCUGUUUAUAAUUUAGUAAGAUGUUUUAGAGGGCUAGAGGAAGCUCAGAUAGGUUCAAUGAUUCGCCCACAACCACACGCUGGUAAAUCUUCCUAAUUCCAAUUCCUAUACUUUACUAAGCCUUGCUUUCUCUUCUUUGUUAUAAGAAAUAACACUCUGACAUUUUAUUCAUGAAAGACUUUGCCCUUGCCACAUGACCAACCCUAGUUGUUGGCCCACUUGUUUCCACAUUUAAUUUUGUAUUACUACACAAUUAAUAUUGUAUUACUACAAUAAAUACAAUAAAUUUUCAAUCUAUCCUAAGAGUAGAACUGAUGAUGCAUAGACAGUAGAACGGCAUAUGGAACAGUAAUAGAAAUUCAGUCUCAUUCAAUCAUCCAUUUGACCAACACUUACCAUCCUCAUAUUGUGUGCAAGGCCAUGUGCUUAAACACUAUGGGACAUCAAAAGAUGAUAAGACUCAACUCCUAUUGUCAUGAGGUUCCCCAUAUUAGCUAUGUUUUACAAAAUAUGGUCUUCUAAAUAGAUCGAUUUGGCUUUCCAAAAGUAUGUCUUCUGUGAGCUCCCUAAAGUACCAUCCCCAAAGAUGGUACUCUGCCAUCAGAAUAAGUUUCAGGUUGUUCCCAUUAGACUAUACCCUCACUAAGCAUCAUUCUAAUGCCUUAGGCUGCUAUUUAAAACUUUUCCAGCAACUUCCCAAGUUCAGUGAUGCUGAAAGCCCACCAACCCUUUGAUCUCCCUGUAAAGGUAGUAACAGUAAAUCAGAAACUCUCAUUCUUCUAGACUACAUAACUACUUUUCAUCUUAAUUCACUUCCAUUCUCUUCUCUUAUAAUCCCGAUGUCAGUGGGACUGGACACACUUCCAGCCUGGCCUCUAGGUUUAAGACCAUAGUUGUCUGUGGUCUUCCCAUUCAAGUGUAUUUUUAGCAGGUUUUUUCUGUUAUCUUUUGUUUUUAUGUCACCUGGAUUUCCCCUUGUAACUCCUCUCCAUCACCCAAGAGCCCCUUAUGACAAGUAAUUUUUUAAAAAGAAAGUAAAAGAGGAAUAAGAGUUUGUUCCAGGGUGUGAUCCUUAAAGACCUAAAGCUCUGCUUCUAGUUGUUUUAAAAAAUAGAUCGUUUACUUUCAUUUUCCUUAUGCUGGCAAUUCCUGUUUUCUAGGACCAUUAACAGUAACCCGAGAAUGCCCGUGGAUAUUACCUUUAUUUUCCAUGCACCUAUUAGGCUAAUCCUCCCUUCAGCCUUCUCUCACUAGUCCCACUGAAGGACUUGCCUGUGGUCAUUAUAUUAGGUCAUCCUUUCACUUCUUCAGAAGAGUCUACUUUGAAUUGUUCUUCCCCCAUUUCAACCAUAAGAACCAUAACUCAUUCAAAUACAAUUUUACUACCUCAAAGUGUGACUCAGGCCAGUCUGAUGCUUAAGGACCAAGACUAGAAUAAAAUGAGACACUCAAAGGUCAUCCAGCACUUAUUGAAAGGUUUAUUUACCCAUAACAUGGUCAGAAAACUCAGUAAAGAUACAACACUGGUUUAGUUGGAUAUUUCCCCAUGUCCAUCCCUUAUCUUCUUUUUCAAGUCAUCAGGUAUGUUGGGUUUGGUGACUCAUAUAGCAAUGGGACAGAUGUCAAGUCUGAAGGGCACUGAUUUCUCAUGGGCUAUAUUUUAUACCCUAGGCAUUUGCAAUACCAUAUCAGUAGUUUAUGCUUUAGUCCUUUGGUCUGAUAUCUCAGAACCAAUUUCCUGACAAGAUUGCCUGUCCAGUAUGUGACUCAUAUCUGUGUUCUCCCAAGAGAUUUCCACAGGAGCUAAUACUCACUAUACUGGAAGCCAUCCAUGAUUCCUUUUAUGAGAACACCAGUGGAGUGUAUAGCCUAACUAUUCAUUUUCUCUUUUUCAUGUGUGACUAGCCCAUCAUCUUUUUCUUUCAUGCAUUCCUUUAAUAAUGUCCUUCUCCUUUGUUUAGUUGUUGGAGAAGAAACAAACAAACCUUUACUUUGUGUUUGGUAUGUAGCCCAUUAGAGACACAUAUUUCAUUUCUUCUAAACAAUUUCUGAGUUUUCCCACUGUGUGGCAGCCUUUCUAUGCCUAUUUUUAAAAAUGAGACUGUUUUGGGGGAGAAGUUUGAAAUCAUUAGUAGAACUCUCCAGUUUUCCAAAGGUAAUUCAGCCUUCAGCACUGGGCUCAACUUAUUGUUUGUCUGUAGUGCUUGUUCAGGAUACUGAUGUGUGAAUUUCAGAGGUUGUCCAUUCAAAUGUGUAUUUGUCUAGACAAAAGUCAUUCUUCAUUUGCUUGGACUUUCCUGUGUGGGUCCUUAGCCCAAUCUCUUGAAUUUUGAUGCUGGAGCCAGUUCCGAUUAGCUCCAAAGAGCCAAUUGUUAAAUUUUCAGUGUAAGCAUUUACACCUUGAAAAUUGACAAAUGCUACAAAUUAGGGUUUGAUUUAUUUUUGUUCAUUGUCAAGACUUAAGAAAGUGAUAGGGAAAAUGUUAAUGAUGCAGAUUAAACUUAAAAUUGAGUCUUGGGGGUAGGUGUAUGUAUAUACAUACACACAUAUAAGAACAUAUAUAUAUAUAUAUAAUAAUUAUUAUGAAAGUUGGUUGUUAAUACCAACACAACCCUAAUUUUUGGGUGGAAAAAGUGUGUGUGUAUAUGUGUAUACACAUGUACACCCACACAUAUCCUUUAAGAGUCUUCUCAGGUAUCCAUAGCUUGAUACACUUGACUCAGUUUAUCCAGAGACAGGACAGAGGACCUGACUCUGGGUAAGAUCUCCAUUAGGACAAUGGCAAACAUUAUGUCUCCAUGCUUUAUGCCUCAUUCAAUGUUAGUGAUCAGAGGGACAUUGAAUAAGGUUAUCUCUGUUGUUGUCCCAGGAAAUCUUGAAUAAUUCUGACAUUCAUAGGAGACAUCUUGUUGAAGAAGAGCACUUGAGAUGCUUUUUGUAAUUUAUUAAUUAAAUUAAAUGCUUUUUGUAAUUAAUAAACAGUAAUAACUGUGGUAUCCUGUA